AGUGAAAGAAAAGCAUGACAGCAUGGAACUGGAGCUGAUUUAGAAGUGAAUCUAGUUUUACCACCAUGAAGAUAAAUGAGAACUCUUUACUGGAGGGAAACAAGGUCGUGCUGGUUCCUUACGAUGCAGAGCACGUGCCCAGGUAUCAUGAGUGGAUGAAGUCUCCUGAGCUGCAGCAGCUGACCGCUUCAGAGCCGCUGACCCUGGAACAGGAGUACGACAUGCAGAGGAGCUGGAGGGAAGAUGAUGACAAGUGCACGUUCAUCAUCUUGGACAAGCAGCGGUGGGCAGACGGCAGUGUAGAAGAGGAGCAGUGCAUGGUGGGAGAUGUCAACAUCUUCCUGACUGACCCUGCAGACCCAACACUGGCUGAGCUGGAGAUCAUGAUAGCAGAGCCGGGUCACAGAGGCAAAGGCAUCGGGAAAGAGGCGACACACAUGAUGAUGAGCUACGGAGUCACCAAACUUGGGGUCAAAAAGUUUGAAGCGAAAAUUGGGCUGAACAACCAGGUCAGCAUCGCCAUGUUCAAGAAACUCCACUUCCAGGAGGCGUCGGUGUGCAAGGUGUUCAAAGAGAUGACCCUCGAGAUGACGGUGGAUGAUUCUGUUCGGACGAGGCUGCAGGAGGACACGGCGGACAUGAAGGAGCGAGACUACAGACAAACAUGCAGCAACAGACGGGAACAAGUUUCACAGUGAAGUGGCGAGCUCCACUGAAGACUUCCAGCUGUGACGGACAUCGUUCUUCACCAUGAAGGAAAGUCUGAUCCGAAAACUGGUGUGCUUUUAAACUUUUCAGACAUUUUCAGCAGAGGUGGAAAGUUGAUUUACUCAAGGACAAUUAUGAGGUUCUGCUUCUUUAUGGAAGUAUUUCUUAAUGUUGGGUUAUAUUCUACUUUUCCACUGCUACAUUUAAGAGGGAAAUAUUUUGCUUUUUACCGUUUCAUUUAUCUGACAGCUGGAGGAACUAGUUACACUGUUUGGCCAAAAGUAUUCAGAUACUCCUGCAUGUGAUGCUCUGCUGGAAAAGCUUUCCACAAGACAACAAUCAGCCACAAGAGCUUUAUUGAGGUCGGGCAUUGAUGCUGGGUGGUAAGGUCUUCCAGCUCAUCUCAAAGGUUUUUGACCAGAGAAAAGUUAGAUUAGAAAACUAAUUCUUUAUGGAUCCAGCUCUGUGCAAAUGGGCAUUGUCAUGUUAAACAGGAAAUGAUCUUCUCCCAAAGUUGAAAGUUUACCAUUAUUUAAUGUUGCAUUGAGGUUUCCCUUAAUUGAAACUAAGGGCCCAAACCAAAUAAACUACCCCUACCCCAUAUACUGUUGGUCAUAUAUUGUUUAUUUCAGAUUCAGAUCUAACUAUCAGCAUUAGAUAAAUAUCUCAUUUUUAAGUGUUACUUUCUGUCUGUCUUUUAGUUCCUCUUUGAUUUUUCCUUCUAUCAUGACACUUCAGCACAUUUUACUGACUAUACUUGUUUACUUUUACUUGAGUAAAAAU
Molecule: messenger RNA, 1491 nt
Organism: Anoplopoma fimbria (sablefish)
Lineage: Eukaryota; Metazoa; Chordata; Actinopteri; Perciformes; Anoplopomatidae
Gene: nat9
Product: N-acetyltransferase 9 (GCN5-related, putative)
Exons: 6
Coding region: 66-698 (210 amino acids)
Biological process (GO): protein acetylation
Molecular function (GO): N-acetyltransferase activity
Source: RefSeq, a predicted model, not a curated record